AUGAUCAAAGGAUCCUGCACGCGAAUAAAACAUUACGUCGAGACAAUUACUGCUAUCAAUACCUCGACAACGGCUCAACUUGAGGAGCGCAAAUUAAAACUAGAACAUUAUUGGGCCGAAUAUCACACUGUACAGACGCAAAUAGAACUUUUAGAAGAAGCCGAAGGUAACGAUCGGGCUACGUUCGAGGACGCAUUUUAUGCCGUAUCCGCUAAAAUCAGGGAGUUAUUAAGCCCCCCCCCGCACUCGCGCACUGCCGCUGUUUUGCCGGCAACGCUUUCGGAAAUCUCGGACGCAACUUCCCGCGUGCGCUUACCUAAAUUAAAUUUACCGACAUUUUCGGGGAAAUAUGACGAGUGGUUCCCGUCCUUCGAUACAUUCACGUCGGUCAUACAUACGAACGCGUCUCUCAGUUGCAUACAAAAGUUUCAAUAUUUAAAGGCCUCUCUCACAGGCGAUGCGAGCAGCGUAAUUAAUUCUCUAGAGAUUUCGGACGCGAAUUACAAUGCAGCGUGGAAUCUUCUUAAAGAGCGGUACGAUAACAAACGGGUAAUCGUGCAAAAUCAUAUCAAGGCCAUUAUAGAAUUACCUUCCAUGACAAGGGAAAAUUAUACCGAGUUAAGGCAAAUCGCGGAUGGCGCAACAAAGCACAUACACGCGUUGCAAGCUCUAAAGCGACCCACCGCGUAUUGGGACGAUAUUUUAAUACACGUGCUAUGCUCGAAAUUCGAUCCCCUCACACUACGCGAGUGGCAAUCUUCGCUUACGGGUAACGAAUUACCAACGUCCAAACAAUUCUUCGAUUUUAUCAGACGACAGUGUCAGAUGCUCGAAGUCACAAACAAAUCUAGCAACGUCGCGAACGUCAAGGACAACGGGAAGGAUGUGCCAAGGCACACGCCAAGCGUCAAACAGCAUGCGCAGCUACCGUCAAGUUAA
Messenger RNA from Nylanderia fulva, 939 nucleotides. RefSeq lists its product as uncharacterized. The record is from RefSeq and is a predicted model, not a curated record. Lineage: Eukaryota; Metazoa; Arthropoda; Insecta; Hymenoptera; Formicidae.